Orcinus orca (killer whale) is the source of this 5212-nucleotide messenger RNA. It is a transcript of the gene RSPH3, whose product is annotated as radial spoke head 3. Lineage: Eukaryota; Metazoa; Chordata; Mammalia; Artiodactyla; Delphinidae. Gene Ontology annotation, cellular component: cilium. The coding region runs from base 182 to 2128 and encodes 648 amino acids. The record is from RefSeq and is a predicted model, not a curated record. The transcript has 8 exons.
UUUCUAAGGGCAGACUCACCCCAUGAUGCUUCAUUCUUCAGGGCAAAGGGGGCCUAAAAGACUCAAGAAAGUGCCCACCCUUUCCCAAAAUGAGACGUCGGUGGGGCAGGCCUUCACGCUCCGUGCGCCCGAGGGUCCCUUGUAGGACUAGCAACAGAGCGGUAAGCAGAGAAGGCGGAGAAUGCAGACCAGCUGCGGAGGACGGCGGCAGGCGGCCCCUGGGGCGGGAGAGGUGGCGGUGCUGGGAGGCACCAGGGAAGCCCUGGCCCGGCCCUGGCACGUAACAGAGCUAGGAGCCCGGGUGCCACGCGUGUGCGACCGUAGGUGGACAGCCCGAAGUAGAGGCGCGGCGUCACUGCCGGGAGAAGCAGCCGAGGGCGGCCCCCGAGGAACGAGGCCUGGGAGAACGGCGCCAACACAGGCCCCGCAAAGCCACACUCAAAAGUGGGACCGGGGACCACGCCGUCCUCCUCAAGCCUCCGCGGGGGUCUGCCACGCCCGCCUCCUUCACGCGCAGGUGCAUCUACAAGGUAGACUUGGGUGGGCGGAGUCAAGACCGGAAAUGCCCCGGCGCACUGGUCUUCCCCCGAAACCCUCCAGCAGGAACUUCCCUGAGGUCCCGCUUCCAGCCGGAACGCUGGGUUGCUGGGCAACCGGUGCGGGUGGCGCCGGCGGGCUCAGUGCUGCACCGAGUAAGCCGAGUGUAGCUCCCACCUCCUGCCCUGGCAACUUCCCGUCCCGCCCGCUUCCCUUCUUGCCGCCUCUCCUUGCGUCGCGGAAUCCCUGCCCUUGGCACUACGUGCACCUCUCCGGCUCCCACGACACUUUUGUGGCCACCUGCUUCGAACCCAAACUUCACCGAAAGCGAAGCGGUCUGACCCUGGGCGUGGCCUGCACGUUGACGGACCGCGCCUCUCCAGCCAUGGCCACCUACACCUACACCAGCCGGCCCCGGGCCCUGCCUGGCCGGCGCCGCUGUUACCGGGACGACCAGAUGCAGCAAGCUGAAGAACCUAUGCAUUACGGAAACAUAAUGUAUGACAGAAGGGUGAUCCGAGGCAACACUUAUGCUCUGCAGACAGUACCACUGCCUGAGCAGCCCGAUCCUGCAGAGAUUCAGAGACAGCAGCAGGCUAAGAGGAGGGCUCUUGCCAAAAAACGAGCCCAAGAAGAGCUCAGACCACGAACGCCCGAACCCGUGGAAGGCAGAAAGCAUGUAGAUGUACAGACAGAAUUAUACCUUGAAGAAAUUGCUGACCGCAUAAUAGAAGUUGAUAUGGAAUGCCAAACAGAUGCAUUUUUGGACAAACCACCAACACCGCUCUUUAUUCCUGCCAAAACUGGCAAAGAUGUGGCCACCCAAAUUCUAGAAGGAGAGCUCUUUGACUUUGAUCUUGAAGUUAAACCAAUGUUAGAAGUUUUGGUGGGAAAGACCAUCGAGCAGUCUCUUCUGGAAGUAAUGGAAGAAGAAGAGUUGGCGAACCUGCAGGCCCGUCAGCACGUACAUGAGGAGUUACGCAACGUCGAGCUUGCGGAAGUUCAGCGACUUGAAGAGCGGGAGAGACGACACCGAGAGGAAAAAGAACGUCGUAAGCAGCAGCAGUGGCAGGUGUUUCACAAGCAUAAGGAGACUGCACAGAAAAUCGCCGCCCGAGCGUUUGCACAGCGUUACCUGGCCGACCUUCUCCCUUCUGUUUUCAGCAGCCUCAGGGAUGCAGGCUACUUUUAUGAUCCUGUUGAAAGAGAUAUUGAGAUAGGAUUCCUUCCAUGGCUAAUGAAUGAAGUUGACAAAGCCAUGGAGCGCAGCAUGGUUGGAAGAACAGUGGUUGACAUGUUGAUCCGUGAGGUGGUUGGGAAACGACUGAGUCUGUAUGAGCGUAAGGAGGACAGGCACUCUUCUCUGAAACCUGAGGAUGGGCUCAGUGGUCCUGGAGGAAUGAGAGACCCACCGGUGGGCUACGAGUUCCAGGAUCACGGUGCAUCACAGGCACAGAGGCCACUUCCAGACACAGACUCCCUGCAAAGAACACCGUAUGAUGCAAUGUAUAUGGAGAGAGUGUCAUCCCAAGACAGGAAGCUUAUGGAAGAAGAGGAUGAGCAAACAAAUGAGGAAAUCCUUCAGGAGUGAAGAACUGUUGCAAUAGAGGGGAGCUUCGGAGCCGUGGAAGCCAGCAGCAGCCAGUCAGCUUUGCGAGCAAUCAGGUAACGAUGCGCGAGUCCCCUCAGGUUAUGCGCUAGGUUGUGUUUAGUCAGCAUGUCUUCUUGUCCAAUGGACUGAGCAAAUCAAAUACGUUGAAAUAAUAAAACUAAUUUUUAAAAUGAAACUUUAUUUAAUAGUAGACUAUUUAGAAGCUAUAUUUUAACUCUAAUGAGAAUUAUGUCUAAUUACAAGCUUCCCAUUACCAGUAUAUAUAACUAAUGAAUGUAUUUUUCCUUAGCCCUUCCAUCACCACUGUGUAACUAAUAUAUUUUUACUUACUCUUCCCAUUACCACUAUAUAUAGCUAAUAUAUCUUUCCUUAGUUUUGUGGUUUCGUUCUUUUUUUAGUAAGUAUGCUAUUUAAUGUUAGAUAUCAGUGCUGUCAGCCAUUGAGCUUUUCUUCUCUGCAGAAAAACUGUUUAACUUACUCUAACCAAGAAUCCCUAAAUGUUGGGUAACUGAAAGCUAUAGUGCUCUCUCCUUGCAAAGACCAAGAAGUAUACCCAUAUUUGUAUAAAAUUAAACAGAUAGUUACCCCUUCAAUCUUCAAGUAAUGCUCAAGGGAUUCUAUGAAUUAGUAAUAUGCUCUCAUCUAGUUUUUCACAUUCCUGCUAUUAAAAAAUUUCAGGCAAUGCCAAUAAAGCUAAAAGUCCCUCCUCAGAGACGACCACUGUCAUCGAUCAGGUGUGUACCUUCCAGGCCUUUUUCAAGAUAUUUUUAUAGAUAUAGAUUUGAACACCUGGAAGUAUAUGGGAUGUGUUAUUUGCAUUUUUCACCUAACAGUAUAUCUUAGACCUUUCAACAUUAGUACAUAUAAAUCUCUUUUUAAAAUAUGGUAAGAUAUUACCUAGUAUGACUGUGUUAUAGGGAAUUACCAUUUGACUUUUUAAUCUGAACUUCUCUGGUGAAUUUACCUGCACUAUUGAAAAUCACAGAUAUUUUAUUUCUGAAAUUAUGAAUCUUUAAUCACUGAAGUCUUCUGAAGCUUUAGGUAGAUAUAGUCUGUUUUUCUCAGAAUAUUUAUAAAUAUAUAAUAUUUAUAAAUAUAUAUAAAUAUUUAUAAAUAUAUAAGUUAUUUGAAAUAGCUUGCAGUUAUUAACACACUUACUUUAGUUUCUUUUUUCUUUUAAAGUUUUUUUUGCUGUGGGCCAUUUUUAAGGUCUUUAUUGAAUUUGUUACAAUAUUGCUUCUGUUUUAUGUGUUUUGGUUUUUUGGCCACAAGGCAUGUAUCGUCUUAGCUCCCCGACCAGGGAUCGAACCUGCACCCCUUGCAUUGGAAGGCGAAGUCUUAACCACUGGACUGCCAGAGAAGUCCCAACCUUAGUUUCUUUUUAAAUUAGGUAUUAAAAAUAUAUAAGAACAUCUUUCUCCAUUUGUAAAAUGAACUGCACUGUAUGUCUCUAUAGCAUUUUUCAUGAUUCUCAAGCUAAUUCCCCACAUAUUAUAACCCCACAUCAUUUUAACCUCAGAGCAACUUCUGCGGUGUAUGUGACAAUAUUUUUAUUUUCAUUUUCAAUCAAUCUUUGGUUUGUUCAGCCAGCAAACAUUCACUGAGUGCCUUCGGGGUGUGGAGCACCUUGAGGAGGCUGCCUAGCAGUGGAGCUGAGUGAAGCAGGGGUAAAAUGAGGAAACCACAGCUCAGGGGUUUUAAGUGAUUUGCCCUAAGUGACAAGCCUAGUAAGUAAUGGGAUGAAAGCUGGAGCCCCAAUCUCCUUCCUUCUAAUCUACUAUACUUUCUUCUGAACAACCUUGAACCUUUGUGAGGUGCAAAGAAUAACUUCAAAUAAAUUAUUGCAUUAACAGCAUUUUAAAAAUUGGAAUCACUUCUGUCAUUCAUUGCUGGGUUAGUUCCAUCUUGUUAAAAAGUUGUUACGAUCCUCCUAAAAUUUACAAAAUACUAAUUUUGGUAGUAAGACCAGGAAAUUUUUUUUAAUUGGGAUUGUUGUGGAUCACUUUUAUUAUGGGUUGUUCAAUACCCACAAUUUUAAGAAUGCUUUCUAGAUGGAUUUGAGGUUGAUUAUCUGCUACAAUUCUAACCUGCCUUUACAGUAAGCCAGUCCGUUAAACACUUUGCAGAUGUUUUGCUAAACAUCCAGUUCUGAGCUCUAUAAUUCUGUAAGUUAAUUCAGUUUAUUAAAUAUACCUACAUCUGUAGACCCCACACUGAAGUUGGUUAAGCUUAACUGCCAUCCUGUUCCAUCCUAGAGAGAAAAAAAAUAGUUGCGAAGUUAGGGCACUGUCCCGUGAAGCCGGUUAUAUAUUAUCUGUAGGAAAAAAAAUACUGAAUGGAAACUUUAAAUUGGCUAUGCUCACAUUUGCUAAUACUCUUCUUACGAGUCCUGUUCCUUUCUAUUUUCAACCAACACUGAGCUAACAGAAGCUAAAUAGUAAUAAAACGGAUAAUAUGUAAUAACUUUAUAGAGAUUGUCAUCCCUGACAAAAAUUCCCAUAUCACUGAAAUAGAUCUGAAAGGUAGAAGUGAUUUUCUCUAGUGUAGGUAUCAUGGUGUUUAAGCCAUUCUGACUUCUGUUGAGCUGAGGAAUAUUGGCGUGGGCUGAGAAGUCACUCAGAGCAUCACAUGGUGGUGACUGAAAGCAGACACCAGAGCCAGACUGCCUGGUCCUGAGUUCUUCGCCACGCAUAAGGGGUUUGCCUCUGUAGUUGGGAAAAAGAACUGUUUUAUCAGACUGUGGUUUAUUUUGAAAACAUGUAGGAGAGUGGAGGUUUUGCAGAAGGAAAAAGUAUUUGGACAUGAUAGUUCCUUUAAAACUCAUAAUGGGUGUGGGAGAAGUGGCAUUCUGCAUAUCAUAUCAAAAUGUUAUGGUACCAUAACCAUCCGAAUGUUAAUGGUACUCAUUUCUUCGAACCUAAAAAACUUUCAUUUUCUUGUCAUGUUGUUAAAACAUAUUAACCACAUCAGCUAAAUUUUUUAUCUAUAAUUUUAGUUUUCAUAUGUUUUAUUUACUAUGCAAAAUUCGUUACAUUCUGCUUUUCUCUUUUGUUUGUAGGUGAA